Messenger RNA from Nematostella vectensis (starlet sea anemone), 1705 nucleotides. Its product is annotated as delta-like protein C. NCBI's taxonomy places the organism in Eukaryota, Metazoa, Cnidaria, Anthozoa, Actiniaria, Edwardsiidae. The coding region runs from base 161 to 835 and encodes 224 amino acids. The record is from RefSeq and is a predicted model, not a curated record. The transcript is spliced from 3 exons.
GUGUUUCUCCGCAGCUAUUUGUCCUGGCUAUUUCAGGAAAGAAUUAAGUGGCGCCAUACGCAACUUCACUCUCUCAGGCCCAGGACCACUCGUCUACUCUACUGUCACGCAAAGCGAGGGCGCGUGCGAGUUCGCGUGUCACGUCCAUUCUGAAUGCUGGAUGAUUAACUACUGUCUCGGAUCGAAGAGAUGCGAGCUGCUUGCUGGCAACUCAGCCGGGUAUUCGCCUGUCUCAUCCGAAAACUGCAUGUUUAAGGCAAAAAAGUGUGAUCUGUCCCCGUGUGUAAAUGGUGGGACGUGCUUCAUGAUUGGUGCGAACAUAAACUGCGCAUGUACUGAACAAUUCGCCGGCCCGUACUGUUCUGUACCAUUGGUUAUGGAAGUGGCCAGUAACCCGGUCUGUUUCGAAGCUAAAGAUGGCAAAUACGGUGUGAUCCUGGCGCCCAGGGAAGGCCAGAUUCGAGGAUUCCGGUUCGUGCACAUAUCAGGCGGAGUCUGCUGGUACUCCUGCCCGGCUAAGGAAGGGUUUUGGGGGGGGACGUUUUUUGGAAAUGACGACAUUGAAGUACACAUAACGGACAACAAAUCGAGCAUUCCUGUAAUCUACCCUCCGAGUGGUGUGGCUAUAGAUUUUAGCUUUGGGCAGUACUCGUAUAAACUCGAAGGCGUCACCAAUAUGGACCCCGUACUGGAGCUUGUUCUAACAAGCCCCAUGGCAGUUACCGCUAGACAAGAGUUUCAGAUGUGGUUCGGCCAAGAUCUGUUUCACCGGAGCUGGGGGGGUGACAACUCUGGGAAAAGCUGCUCAACCGCCUAUUUGCUUUAUCAUCCAUGAAAAUGUAACCGGAAAAGGGCCACAGCUAGUUGAAGAGGAAGCUCAUUCCUGUAGAGACAUGGAAGACAAUGGUGUCUACCCAAUAGGCCUUUUGCAACUAAACAGUCACGUGGUUGUUCUUUUUCUUAGAGCAAAUCUACAAAAAAAAUCAACUGACCAUGACUGGAGAGCAAACAUACGAAAAGUAUUAUUUAGAAAAGUAUCAGUAACAAUAGUUAUCACAGUUGCACAUACCAAACAUUGUCUGAUACACAUUGUCAAAAAAAUCAAUGCCAAAUUAUUUAUUUCUCUAUAGAAUUGCAAUAUAUAAAUUUCUGUUAUCUAUUACAAGUUGUAUAUAAGCCUUCACACAUAAUGGAUCUAUUCCUGUUCUUCGACAUCCUUGGAGACACAGAGGUAACAGUUGGAUAAAGAUAGGCGAGGAAGAACAGAGAAAAGUAUACCCACAUAUCAGAAUUUUUGUUCGACCUCACUCCCCUAUCUUUAACCCACUGAAAUGUCCUUGUGAUGAUAUUUGUCAAGUCAGUAUCAAUGUGUUGAUCUAUUAACAUUAAUUCACCUCUAUUUCAGCUUUAAAGUCUAUCACCAUUUUUCAUAUCUAUUUAAAUUGGUGUAUUGCCAUUUGAUAUCAAACCACUCCUAGUUUAGUUUAGUCAACUCUCUUGUUGGGGGACACCCUAUAAAAAUAGUGCCCAAUUUAAAAGAUUUAAAUGUGAUUUUGUCCAAAGUUGCACUUUAAAAGUGGCCACUAACAGUGUUCAAUAUCACAUCAACAGUAACAGAGUAUCAAAUACACAUAAACAACUACACAAUAAACAUGUGAUUGAGGCUUACUGUGAUUUAAAGAUUAAAGAUAGAAGACACACUGUA